GGUUCGGGGGAAGCUCCUCCACGACGGCACAGGAUGGAGAAGGACGGGGGGUCUUGCAGUGCUCAUGAUACUGGAGGGGGAGGAGAAGCCCCCGUGGAAGGAAAAGAAGAGGCUAAAGCGGGUCUCGAACCAGGACAUGCUGUGACAGAGGGGCAGAGCCCAAGCGAUGCAAAGGGAGUGGAAGAGAGCCAAGGACAUGCUGAAGAGCCAAGCCACACUGGUGCAGGAGGAGAGAGCUCCAUAAACACCAAAGCAGCGGAGAAAGGCCAUGUCCAGGCUGAAGAGCCAAGCCACACUGGUGCAGGAGGAGAGAGCUCCAUAAACACCAAAGCAGCGGAGAAAGGCCAAGUCCAGGCUGAAGAGCCAAGCCACACUGGUGCAGGAGGAGAGAGCUCCGUGGACACCAAAGCAGCGGAGAAAGGCCACGUCCAGGCUGAAGAGCCAAGCCACACUGGAGCAGGAGGAGAGACUUCCGUGGACACCAAAGCAGCGGAGAAAGGCCAAGUCCAGGCUGACGAGCCAAGUCACGUUGUGGCAGGAGGAGAGAGCUCAGGUGAUGCCGUGGGAGCGAAAGAGACUCAAGCCCUUCUUGAUGGCACCCAAAAGAAGCAGCCCCAACUUCAGCCAAGCUUUAGCUGCCCGCCAACCCUUGAAAGGCCUGAAGUUGUUUCUGAGGAACCUCCAGCCCUUCCUGAACCCCCAACUCCUCCGGAGGCCACUGCUCUCCCCACCUCAGGGAGCCUUCCCCCGGAAGAACCGAAGCCACUGGAGGUCCCUGGCUUGGCAGAGGGACCAGGAGAAGAACAAACCAGACCAGCUGCUAAAGAGGCAGACAGGACAUUGGCUCCAGAGGACUCGAGUGAGGCCAAGGCCACGAUCCCCACAGAGGAGCCCAGUCCGGCCUCUCAGCCGCCUUCUGGAACACGAGAGGGCACCGCCACCCCUGCCGCUGAGGUCCCCCCCAGCCUCUUCCUCACCCCAGACUUUGGCAAAGAGGACCCAUUCCAGAUCUUGGAUGACACGCCUCCCCCACCUGCGCCCUUCACCCACCGCAUCGUUAACCUGAGAACGGCAGACUUCAAAGAGACCUACAGCGUCAACACCAAAGAGAUGCUCGGAGGGGGGAAGUUUGGGGAAGUCCGCAUCUGCACAGUGAAGGAGACGGGGCUCAAGCUUGCUGUGAAAAGCAUUAAGAAGCAGGGGCCGAAGGACAAGGAGAUGGCCGAGGUGGAAAUUGAUGUGAUGAACCAGCUGAAUCACAGGAACCUCAUCCAGCUGUACGACGCCAUCGAGACACCCAGAGACAUCAUGCUCUUCAUGGAGUUCGUGGAAGGCGGGGAGCUCUUUGAGCGGAUCAUAGACGAGGAUUACCAGCUAACCGAGGUGGACUGCAUGGUCUUCGUGAGGCAGAUCUGUGACGGGAUCCUCUUCAUGCACCAGAUGGGCGUCCUGCACCUGGACCUCAAGCCGGAAAACAUCCUCUGCGUGACGGCCACUGGCCACAUGGUGAAGAUAAUUGACUUUGGACUUGCCCGAAGGUUCAAUCCCAGUGAGAAGCUCAAGGUGAACUUUGGCACCCCCGAGUUCCUGUCGCCCGAAGUGGUCACCUACGAGCAAGUCUCCUACACGACCGACAUGUGGAGCAUGGGAGUGAUCGCGUACAUGCUGCGCAUUUGGGAUCUUUUUGGAGAAUGUUUGGCGCAGCCGCAAAAUGGCCGCCGCAGCUUCCCUUCUGUCCCAGCGAACAUCCUCGUGCUGUGGCGGCAGCCGACGCCAGAGACGCUGUUAAAAGAAAUCUGCGCAGCCAAUCAAAGUGACAGAUGUAGCUCAGCCGGGCUCCCAUCCAUUCUCACCUGUGGGGGCGGGGCAUCAGACACCGUGCCCCACCUCCUACCCACAGGACUGGAAGCAGGGGGCGGCCGAGCACCGGCCUUCUCAGAGCUGGACGAAGACGAAGGAAUGGCCAGACUCCAGACUUUAGUAACAUUCUGUAUCUAG
Molecule: messenger RNA, 1998 nt
Organism: Heteronotia binoei (common prickly gecko)
Lineage: Eukaryota; Metazoa; Chordata; Lepidosauria; Squamata; Gekkonidae
Gene: MYLK2
Product: myosin light chain kinase 2
Exons: 11
Coding region: 34-1998 (654 amino acids)
Biological process (GO): protein phosphorylation; intracellular signal transduction; positive regulation of apoptotic process
Cellular component (GO): cytoplasm; nucleus
Molecular function (GO): protein serine/threonine kinase activity; ATP binding
Source: RefSeq, a predicted model, not a curated record